AUGGUUUUCACAACAGAAGAUCGACUUGUUCGAGUGGUGAACGGGAGAUGGGCAAGAACCUCUGACUGUGGCUGGCUUUUCAUAGCAAAUGAAAGAAAUGCUGCAAAAAAACUAAGAAUCCGUGAAGGGAACGGGUACAGCCGCAAUAAGCAGAUCGUCGUUGAUGGGUUUGGUCUGUCUUCAGGUGAUGGAGACGUGUGUUUGACAUUCCAAUGGCCAGAGUGGAUGGAUGUUGACAGCGCGGCUUGGAAAAAAACAUGCCCGGUGACGAUUACAAACGACGAGGCCAUGGACAUAUACUUUGCCAUGGUCGCAGAGAAGAAAGAGUUGCCACUAUUGUACAUCUCUCAACUGUCUGUGGAUGAUUCAGUUGAUGCAAAGGCGAUUGAAAUCCUUGAGGCAAAAGGGAAGAAUGUGAUGGAAGAAGAUGACUGGCAACAUUUUGUUCAAGAAGAUGCUCAUGAGGUACUUGCAGGGAUGCAGAUUGAUCAUGCGGAGUGUGAAGGCGAUGAGCUAUUUGUUGGUCGCGUCUUCAAAACCAAACGUGACUGUCAAGUUAAACUUUCUGUAUACGCCUUUAGUCAAGACCGUUCGAUCAAGAAACUGACGGCUCUGACUUGCAUGUUCAACUCUUGCACAUGGAGAGUGUAUAUCGUCAAGCUGGAAGGUUCUGAGAGUUACCAGAUCACAAGUGGCAAUCUAAGACACACAUGCUCUGUUAAAGAUCGCCGUCGAUUCAACAAACAGGCCAAGGAAAAGUUCAUGAGGAGGAUCAUACAAUCAGGGAACGCUGGUGGUCUACAGAAGCUACUUCUAGACGACCACAAGAGAAAAGUGUGUUACUGGAAAGCGUGGAGUUCACAAGAAGUAGCAAAUGAUCAGGGAGCUAUGGGAUCAUCAUCUGACGACAGUUUUGCUUCACUGCCUUCUUACCUUUGGCUGUUGCGUCAGGCAAAUCCAGGAUCCGUGAUGGACCUUAAGACUGAAGCUGAUGCUUGUGGACUCUCUAGGUUCAAAAGCCUCUUCUUUGCAUUCGCAGCCUCUUUGAAAGGGUUUCGCUGCAUGCGUCGUGUCAUCGUUCUUGAUGGAGCUCAUCUACGUGGGAGGUUUCCUGGUUGCCUUUUAACCGCAAGCUGCCAAGAUCCUAAUUUCGAGAACUAUCCCUUGGCGUUUGCUGUUGCUAACGAAGAAGACGACGAUUCUUGGGACUGGUUUCUACGCAAGCUCAACACGGUCAUACCAGAUAGUGCUGAUUUGGUAUUUGUCUCAAAAUGGCAGUCGUCAAUCUACACAAGCAUACGCCAGGUGUACCCUAAAGCAUCGCAUGGGGUAUGUGUGGUUCACUUGCAUCGCCAUGUUUGCUCUGUUUUCAACAGUCGCCAUCUCGCUGACCUUGUCGUUAAAGCUGCGCGUGCAUUUCGUGUAGAUGAUUUCCAUGCUGCCUUUGCUGAGAUUGGCAGAAUAGAGCCAGAGUGUGCAAGCUAUCUAGAGGAAAUAGGGUUUAACCACUGGACAAGAUCACAUUUUAUGGGGAACCGUUUCAAUAUCAUGACGAGUAAUGUUGCCGAGUGUGUUAAUGCUGCGUUUAAGGAAGCUAGAGAACUGCCAAUUGUAUCGCUGUUGGGUUCCAUCCAGAGGACAAUGACGACAUGGUUUGCAAUGAGGCUAGAGGCUACAAAGGCUGAGCCAUCAUGCUUCCCUCCAAAGGUACGUGAACUGAUUCACCAAAGCUUAGAGACCUCCGAGGGGUUCACGGCUCGGCGUAUCGAUGCGUUUGAGUAUGAAGUGAAGGGCGAUUCUAAGCGUUCCUUCUAUGUUCAUCUACGGCAAAAGAAAUGCACUUGCCGGGCGUAUAAUUUGCUGGGCAUACCAUGCUCGCACGCCAUGUGUGCUGCUAUGGCUGAGGGCUUUGCCAUCCAUGAGCUCCUUGAUCUUUGA
Messenger RNA from Microthlaspi erraticum, 1938 nucleotides. Lineage: Eukaryota; Viridiplantae; Streptophyta; Magnoliopsida; Brassicales; Brassicaceae. The record is from the annotation of a GenBank genome assembly.